Messenger RNA from Entrophospora candida, 858 nucleotides. NCBI's taxonomy places the organism in Eukaryota, Fungi, Glomeromycota, Glomeromycetes, Entrophosporales, Entrophosporaceae. The record is from the annotation of a GenBank genome assembly.
AUGAAAGAAAUACUUGCGGAAAUAUUAUAUGAAAUAUGUAAUUAUUUAACACCUUUAGAUCUUUAUUCACUUUCUUCGGUGUGUAAACAAUAUAGAAAAUACUUAUGGUCAAGCGCACCUAAAAUUCAAAAAAUAUGGGAGAGAUCAAGAAUAGUAAUGUUAGAGUAUCCAAAAUUUCCACCACCAAAUGGAAUGUCAGAACAAGAAUAUGUUUGGUUCACGCUUAUUGCUGAUAAAUGUUCAAUUUGUUCCGUUAAGUUGAACCCAACAUUUAUUUAUAGAUAUUGGCAAUUUAAAAUACAUUGUUGUAAUCGUUGUCUUUUAGAAUCGACCAUUAGUAAUCCAGAAGAUGAUAAAGAAGAAGAUCUAAAUCUAUAUAACAAUGAUAAUGUUCCUAAUAUUAUCAGUUAUAUUAAUAAUACUAUUAACGAUAUUAACAACGAUCUUAAUGCAAUAGGCAAUCAUAUUAAUAUUAUUAAUCAUCAUAGUGAUGAUAAUAUUUCUUCUAAUAUUUCCUCAUCUAAUAAUACUCUCUUACUUGAUAAUAUUUACUCAUAUAAUAACACUCGCUCAUCUAAUACUUCUUUGCUUGAUAUUGUCACCAAUAAUACCUUUAAUAUUUCAUCUUCAUCUUUUUCUUAUCCAAAAGAAAUUUUUGAAUGUCUUCUCGCAAUCAAUCAUCCAGCGCUAGUUGGCAAUAGAAAAUUUAAAAAACUUUAUUGGGCUAAAGAAGUGGAAUCAGCUUAUAAGGAAUGGUGUAAUUUAGCAGUGGCAGACGAUUAUGAUGAUAAAAAUAAACAAUAUUUUAAUGGUGUUAUUUUUGCUACAACUGAAUCUGUUGUAGAUAACGAGGUGUAG